CCCUCUUCUCUCUCUUUCCUUCUCUCGCAAGUGCAGACAGAACUUUAACAUACACCAUGACACAAUCACAAUCCCAAGCACUUAAUAUCUACACUAUUAACGCCAAUGUCUUAAACUCUCCUUGGAAGAGGAAAGCACUAUUGCAAGAAAUUAAAGCUAAGAAAAUUCAUAUUGCCUUAAUACAGGAGACACACUACAAAACUGAUCAUAUCCCGAAAUGGUAUGACAAACACUUUUCGAACAUAAUUCACAGCACACCACAGCCCACCAAAGUACGUGGUACGGCCAUUCUGAUAGCUAACUCCCUAGAAUUUGAACUGGAUCGCAUCAAAAAUGACACUCAUGGGAACUACUCAUUUGUCAAAGGGAAAAUUCACUCGGAAAAACAAACAUUCGCCUCUAUCUAUCUACCGAAUGCUGAACAAAAUAAAGUUAUGGAACAGAUUUGCACCCAAUUACUGGCGUUUGCGGAAGGCACCUUAAUUUUGGGUGGGGACCUCAACACUCCCCUCGACCCCAAAAUUGACUGCUCUUCAGGCACUGCUUCCAUAACCUAUAAGAAAAUCAAACAAAUUAAACUCCAAUUGCAAUUGCUCCAAGUUAUGGAUUCCUGGAGAAUUCACCACCCUACAGGGAGAGAUUACACUCACUUCUCUCAUAGCCACAAUACACACAACAGAAUCGAUUAUAUCUUUCUUUCUCAUGAUACUCUAGAUAACUUAAGAGAUGCUACAAUUGAGGCCACCACUUGGUCGGAUCACUCUCUAGUAAUUCUACGACUUCACACCCCCCUCACCAGACCCAAGCAGUUCACUUGGAAACUUAACGACAGCUUACGGAAAGAUCCAAAAGUGCUUAAAAUAAUUUCUACCGCCACUGAAGACUAUUUCCAGACUAAUGCCGAUACUGCCAGCUCAGCUAUUCCCGAGUGGGAAGCAUACAAAUGCGUUAUACGAGGUAUUCUCAUCCAACAAGGAGCGAGACUUAAGAGAGAUAGACAGAAACUAAAACAAAAUCUUAUCUCUAAAAUACAGCAACUUGACCAACAACAUAAACUUACCAGAGCGACGCACACGCUCUCUGAUUUAACGAAAGCCAGACAGGAACUUAAAUUACUAAUACAGAAGGAGUCAGAUAGAGCUACGUUUUUGCUUAAGAAAUUGUAUUAUGACCAUGGGAAUAAAUGCGGGAAAAUGCUAGCUAGGGCACUCAAAACAAGGGAAAGGAGAAGUCACAUAUUUAAAAUGAAGGACUCAAAGGGCAAUGUCCACGUUUCACCUGCUGGUAUACAGUCCACUCUGACAGUCCACUCUGACGCCUUUACCAGCAACAAACAAUUGGCAAUGAUACACCGACAAAAGACAGCUACAUUGAAUAUUUGACUUCAUCUGGCAUGCUCAAGGGCAGCCCUGACUGUCUUCAAGCAUUAGAACAAGACAUAACCACUGGGGAAAUUGAAUGGGCCAUAAAAGACUCACGCUCAGGCAAAUGCCCUGGUCCAGACGGAUUCUCCAUGUCCUUCUUUAAGACCCUACAACCUCACCUAGUUACGGGCCUGUGUAGAGCAUAUAAUGGGAUCCACCAGGGACAUCACUGGUUCCCAUCUACCUUAGAAGCCCACAACAGUUUAAUACUCAAAAAAGAUAAAGAUCUUCCACUUCAACCCCCCAGAGAUUUCUUUACCACUCUUAGUAGUUUGGUCAGUAAAUUUGUUUGGAAUGGCAAACAACCACGGAUAAAACUAGGGACUCUAAAUUACUCUAGAUUAUCUGGGGGGAUCGGCCUACCGGAUUUUAAGAUAUACCAUUUAGCCUGUGUCUUACUCCGGAUAGUCGAUUGGACUUAUCGCACUAACUCCAAGGCAUGGAUACAAAUUGAACAAACUUUUGUGUCAUCUGCACUUAAGAUGCUUCCCUGGAUCCCUUCCACACAGCCCCAACAAGUUAGAGAUUCUCAUCUCCUUCUGACCUACUGUUUACGCCAAUGGGACUCCAUCAGCGGCCCUUUGGGCCUGACUUCCACAUGCUCACUCCUGUUACCAUUUAUUGACAAUCAGGACUUUCCUCCAGGCUUACAACCUGGUUACUUCAAUAACUGGCAAGGUGGAAAGGUGCAGCAGCUCUUUCACAUUUGCCCUAAAGGCGUCCUGCCCUCAUGGGAAAAGGUACAGAAUAAAUAUGCGUUUCCAACCACUGAACGAUUUAAAUAUCAACAGAUUGCCAGUUUCACAAGAAGAGUGCUCAAUCAACCUACUGGAGCCUCGUUAUACACUGGUUUCGAAAAACUGUGCUGUCAUGCUUCUCCACCUCUCAGAGCCAUCUCUGCUAUUUACCAACUGCUGCAUGGUCCAGCCACGGCUAAACACUCUCCUUUACCUAGGUUCAAAAAAUGGGAAACUGUUUUGAAUGUCACACUAUCCAAACAAGACUGGGAAAAAUCUCUUACAGGCCCCAGAAGUUGCAUAAUUCUGGAGAAUAAUUACAAAGUUCUCUCCUUAUUGUAUAACACCCCUGCGAAACUACAUGUCAUGUUCCCUGGAACAACAGACAAAUGCUGGAGAUGCAAACAACACAUUGGCACUAUGCUCCACAUCUUCUGGGACUGCCCUCUCAUUAAGCAAUUCUGGUCACAGAUAUUGGACACCUGCACGAAUAAACUUCUCCUUGAUAACCCUUCCGACCCAGCUGCAAUUCUCCUGCACCACAAUAUAGUCUCUGUGUCCUCGUACAGAAAGUCCUUAACUCAGGUUGCUCUAAAUGCAGCUAAACUUUUGAUUCCCCGCAACUGGAAAAGCAAUGCCUCUCCCACUUUUUCCACACCAACCCACUGCCAGAAUCCCACUCGAUGUGCCAAAUAAAGCCGCAUGAUAUUUGAGCAAUAUCGUCUCCCGUGAUUCCUUCGCUCUGCGCCGUGAAACGGGGUAAAUUUGUGUAUUGAAGUUACCUCCUCAACGAGGUGAGGAGGAUCCCGCGAGAGCUGCGACUGAAGGUGGAGACGCUGCACAGGAAGGGUGAGCUCCGAUUUAAUAUCUAAACCUGUCUUUUGUUGCUUCCUCUCCCACUCUGCCUGAUUGGAUGAAGGAAAUGGAGGAGAUACGCAAAUUUGAGGAAACGCAUGCAGAUUCCCCUAAGGCGAUGCUGCAGCAUUGGGCGACCUGGCGUCCGUGGCUACAAUAUCUUGAUUCUAUUUCCUAAAAGUGUCUGAGAGAGUCCUCUGCCAAACACACCCCCCCCCUUUUUUUUUUUUUUCAGGGUGAUCACCACUGCCCCCCGGUUGGAUUGCCUUACUUGGGACAUAUUCUGAAUAAUUUUGCUUUAUUAUGAGUGCUAGGCUAUAAAACCAUAUGGGUAAUGUUACUGUAAUGUUCUUUUCUCUUGACAAGAUAUAUGUAAUACGCAGUCUGGAAUCUACUGAUGAAGUUUCUGCAUUUUUCUUCCCUUUCCCCUUCCUUUUCAUUCUUUCUUUUCUGUUAUUUCCCGGACCCCUCCACCCUUUCCUUUUUUCUCUCUCUUUUAUGUUACCUUGCUGAUCCAAUACACACCUUCCAAUCGACUGACCCCCACCUUGACUGACUAGCUCCUUGACAGCGCACAGUGGUUUACUUGUUUCUUGUAGACGCGUGCUUUUCACCCCUGGAAAGGCAUGCGUCUGGGAAAUUGCUCUCUCACACUAUACAUACUAGUUACCACUGCUAAUGAUUGUAUAUGGUGCCUUCCCUGUGUAUUGUGAUCCUUCUUGAUCUAUGCUGAAAAAAAAAAUAAACAUUUAAAAAAAAAAAAAAA
Molecule: messenger RNA, 3782 nt
Organism: Xenopus laevis (African clawed frog)
Lineage: Eukaryota; Metazoa; Chordata; Amphibia; Anura; Pipidae
Product: MGC82982 protein
Source: RefSeq, marked predicted